Cutaneotrichosporon cavernicola is the source of this 333-nucleotide messenger RNA. RefSeq lists its product as uncharacterized. The coding region runs from base 1 to 333 and encodes 110 amino acids. The record is from RefSeq and is a predicted model, not a curated record. The transcript has a single exon. NCBI's taxonomy places the organism in Eukaryota, Fungi, Basidiomycota, Tremellomycetes, Trichosporonales, Trichosporonaceae.
AUGGCCCCAACUAAGCCAACCAAGUCCUCCCCAACCGGCAAGGCCAAGUCGAGCGCAAAUGAGCGGAGCUGGACCUCGGCCUCGAACACAGUCACCGCCCGGCCAAAGCCACGCCCACGCCUGGUCAUCAACACUGCACUUGCCCAGACGUGGUCUGUCGACGACACGCCGCCCGCGCCGACACAGACACAUAUGCCGAUCAACAUCAACCUCCCUCGAGUCAACAAUGUGGCCACUGGUGCGCAACGCGCCGCGCCCACAUCUCCCGCGCCUCCGGGCACGCCGACCGCUGCAUUGGCGGCCCUCCGCCUACGUGAGGAGCCGACCAAGUAG